This is a messenger RNA of Notolabrus celidotus (New Zealand spotty), 1624 nucleotides long. RefSeq names its product regulator of G-protein signaling 20. Lineage: Eukaryota; Metazoa; Chordata; Actinopteri; Labriformes; Labridae. The transcript is spliced from 5 exons. The coding region runs from base 197 to 862 and encodes 221 amino acids. The record is from RefSeq and is a predicted model, not a curated record.
CCUGAAGAAACCAUCAGAAACAGACAGCGCACAUUGUGUUCUGGUGGGUACGGCACGAGCGCAGAAAAUCUUUUUCACACUUACAGGGGGACGCAUGCGCAGAGAGGACACCAACUGGUUUGUGUCAAGUCGAGGCAGGCGGAUGUGAUCGAGCCAAAAAAAUCACCUGUAUUCUGGCAUUCAUGGUGACACAUCCAUGGGCUCAGAGCGGGUGGAGAUGCGUAAGAGACAGAUGCAGGUUCACCAGGAAGCAGCUGCCAGUGUCCUCCAAGCGCGCCACAGAAUGGGAAACACCCCCACCAACGCCUCAAACGCCUGCUGCUUCUGCUGGUGUUGCUGCUGUAGCUGCUCCUGUUUGACUGUUCGGAGUGAGGAUGAGACGGUCCAGAGAACAACUUUUGAGCGUAAAACAGAUGGAACCACAAACUGUGAAGAAAGCCCGGAGCCUACUCUGGAAGACGCCCGCUCCUGGUCAAUGUCGUUUGAAAAGGUGAUGAAGAGUGCAGCGGGUCGUGGCUGCUUCAGGCAGUUCCUGCGGACGGAGUUCAGCGAAGAGAACAUGAUGUUCUGGCUCGCCUGUGAGGAUCUCAAAAAGGAGACCAACAAGACUGUGGUGGAGGAGAAAGUGCGUCAGAUAUAUGAAGAUUUCAUCUCAAUCCUUUCCCCUAAAGAGGUCAGUUUGGAUUCCCGUGUUCGAGAGGUGAUAAACCGCAACAUGCUGGAGCCGACCUCGUGCACGUUUGACGACGCUCAGCAGCAGAUCUACACGCUCAUGCAGAGAGACUCAUACCCCCGCUACAUAAACUCUACUGCAUACACAGAUCUGCUGAAGAGCCUGGAGGAGCCUCCCACUGAGCCAUAGACUCUCCACUGCGACACUUAGCUUUUCAAAUUGGCGCAUGCGUCCCACCUGACGGAGUUUUGUGUGUGUUUUCCUGCUGGAGUCGUGCUAUUUAAAGAAAGACAGACAGGAAAAUGAACACUUCUUCAAACCGGUCUUUAUGCAGCUGUAACUGCUGUUUAUUUACCCAUGAUUAGCUUACCAAAACACUUGGAGCAAACAAGAACAAAUGCUAUGUCCAGCACCAGUUACUUGUUCAAAAAAACAUAUCUAUAUUUUUAUAUAUUCCCAAGCGCUUGACAUUGCACUUUUCUACCUUGUUUAUGAGGGAAAGCAUGUAUCUGUGAGCACUGCAUUUGUAUUUAGGUAUGUUGUGAGCCUUAAUGCAUAUCCAGUUCUUGUAGAAACUAGUAGAUUUUGUUUAACAGUAACUUAAGAAGAAGGAAAGUGCCUUGGAAUAAGAUCUUCUACACUCGCACCUUUUGGUCCAAAAAAAAAAAAAGAGAACAAAAAAAAGGUGUGACAACAACUUCAUAUGUUGGUGCUUUCAGCUCUUCUCAAAGAAAAUGUUUUUACAAGUUGAUGAGCUGACACCUGGGAAUAGAUCUUGUCUGUGUGUUUCAAUACUGUGAUCUUAGUCAUGAGAUAUUUAAUUUAAAGAAAACAGGGAAGAAAAAAAUACUGAACACAUGACCAUGACCACUGAUAUAUUUGUGUAUUUAAAAAGGAAUUUGUGUGAAAUAGCUAUUUUAAUUCUCACAAAUAAAGCACAAUCAUAUGUUG